UGUGACAAAAACCCAAAAUUCAAUAACACUUUCAAUGAAGCAAUGGGCAGUGACUCAAGAAUGAUGAGCUUGGUGGUUAGAGACUGUGGGGCACUGUUUGGAGGACUGAAUUCAUUGGUUGAUGUAGGGGGUGGUACCGGUAUCAAUGCUCGGAUCAUUUCCGAGGCGUUUCCUGGUAUAAAAUGCACUGUUUUUGAUCUUCCACAUGUUGUUGAGAACUUGCCAGAGGAGAAGAACUUGAACUAUGUUGGGGGCAAUAUGUUUAAGUCUUUCCCAUCCGCGGAUGCCAUUUUCUUCAAGUGUGUUUUGCACAAUUGGAGUGACGAGAACUGCGUAAAGAUACUGAAGAGAUGCAGAGAAGCUAUUCCAAGCAAGGAAGAUGGAGGAAAGGUUAUCAUCAUAGACAUGGUGGUAGAUGGGGACAGAGAUGAACAUGACAUUACUGAGACAAAGCUUGUUUUUGACAUAUUGAUGAUGGUUUUGGUCACUGGAAGAGAAAGAAGUGAGAAAGAAUGGGAAAAGAUUUUCUUAGAGGCUGGCUUUAGUCACUACAAGAUCACACCCAUCUUUGGUUUAAGGUCCCUCAUUGAGAUAUAUCCUUAAAUUAUGUAAGGUAAAUUUCAUUUUACCUCCGCGUAGUUUGGCUCAUUUGGAAAUAACAUUUAUAUGGUUUGUAAACCGAAAUAUAUCGCUUUCCACCUAACUUAAUGUUAAGUGCAUGCCAAGAUGAAAAUAGUACAUCGAGGUUAAAGGGAAUUUUGUCUCCUAAAAAAAUAACGAAAAUGUCCAUGUUUUACGCAA
Camellia sinensis is the source of this 801-nucleotide messenger RNA. The record is from RefSeq and is a predicted model, not a curated record. NCBI's taxonomy places the organism in Eukaryota, Viridiplantae, Streptophyta, Magnoliopsida, Ericales, Theaceae.